Messenger RNA from Orbicella faveolata, 1265 nucleotides. RefSeq lists its product as uncharacterized. NCBI's taxonomy places the organism in Eukaryota, Metazoa, Cnidaria, Anthozoa, Scleractinia, Merulinidae. The record is from RefSeq and is a predicted model, not a curated record.
CAACAUUUAAAACUUAAAAACAUGGCGAAAGCGGUGUACAAGACGCAUUGCGAUCUUUGCUCCGGCUCUUUCAAUACUACAAAUGCUCUUCAACGACACAGACUUGUAAAGCACCGUGGAGCGCGAUCGGUUUCCUUUUUGCCGUUUUAUAAAGCACAAGAAGUCGUGCAGCUUCCUUCAAACAAAUUGAAAGGACGUAGGUCUACAGCCUAUAAACUGUGGAUAGCAGGCAUCGUGGAAAGCAUAAACUCCUGCUUGCAUCCCAAAGCCAAAGGAAAAUGGUGUCGAGUGGAAAGAUACGACGUACCACUAAAUUACUUUGAAGCUUUGCUUGCGGAUAUGCCCAACGCAUUCCCUAACAGUGUAAGAGAUAAGCGGCACUUGCGCCCACCGGUAUGGAAGGAAACCUGUCAAGUAUUACACUACAGAGAUUACCACAUACGUGAUGUAGUAGCCGCCCUAGAGCAGAAAAGUGGUUUAACGCUCAAUUUAAAAAAGUCUUACCUUGGAGACAAGGAGAUUACUGACUGUACCCAGGAACAAACAGGAAGAGACGCUCUUGCGGCGGCCAAAGCAAAGGCUCACGGUCGAACGGCAAACCAAACACCGACGCAGCAAAUCCAAAUUGUUGUUGGGUAUGGCGAAGGAAGAGCAACGCGCGAAUUUGAACUGAUAUGGUGGCCAGAAAUGUUCUCGUCAUCUAAACAUGGAAAACUAACCCUUCGAUUUUAUGUUUCCAAAGUAAUUAUUUGAUAAACUUGUUUGCAAUUUGAUGGCAAUAUGCUGGUUUAUUCUCCAGCUUAGUAGACAGCUGCGGGUAUUUUUUUACAAUGUUAUGUGACGAAUAAAUUUGAAAGUACAACGAAACUCUCAAUAAUGUACAUUUUUCGCUGACCGUUUCUCUGAGAUAUAUACAUGUAUGAUAAUAGAAAGCUUUUUUCAACUGCAAUGUUUACGAUAAACCAGUUAAGUGGAAGGACUACUAGAAAAACAGAAUGGCUUCAAAUAAAAACAAGAGAAAAACUACAUUAUGGCUUUAGAUAACGACACUCCAAAUACAACUGACUAUCCAAGAAAGACAGAAAUAUGUUCAAUCUGUUUCAGAUAACAUCAGGUGAACUGGGACUAGACGAGAACGAAAGAAAGAAUAGUUUCAAGUUUAAGCAAGAGUAAGAAAUAGUUAUCAUGAUUACAUUCUGUCCUCAGAUAACAACAGCCCAAAUAAAACUGACUACCCAAGAAAGACAGAAUUAUUUCUUGUUAGU